AUGUCAAUAAACCGGCCGGGCGCGGCUACCCGGCCGCAGCACGCUCUGUUACCCGGCCCACCAAGCGCAGCACUGUUACCCGGCAGCCACCGCCGUUUCCAGUGCGCGGUUACCCGGCCCGCAGAUUGUGCCUCCAAAACGCAGCGCCCAGUUUGCCCACCUCCCGACGCUCACUGGCAUCUCGGCGGUUACAUCCACUUCAAGGUCAACCGCUCCCCAAGACAGCUCCUCUGCCCUUGCCGCUCGCUGCUCGCUGCUCGUCAUCCACGACGGCCCGUCCAGCGACUUUGUCCCGUUUCGUCCAACUUCUGCGUCCCUUUGUUGUCCUUUGUACCGAUUUGUCACCGCCCGCCUAAACGGGAAAUAACCGAGCAGAAAAGAACGCAACGACGCAACGACGUAAUAAAAACCGACCACCGCCCGCCAGAAAAAACCGCACACAUUACUGCAAUUCUCUUUUCAUGGUCCGUUCAACAUGGACAAAGUGAUAAAGAAAAUCCACAGCUUUUCGAACUAGCUCGUCGUCUCUUUUUCCUCAUUCUUCGUUCGUAUCUGUGGUUCGGUUAA
Messenger RNA from Zygotorulaspora mrakii, 567 nucleotides. RefSeq lists its product as uncharacterized. The transcript has a single exon. Lineage: Eukaryota; Fungi; Ascomycota; Saccharomycetes; Saccharomycetales; Saccharomycetaceae. The coding region runs from base 1 to 567 and encodes 188 amino acids. The record is from RefSeq and is a predicted model, not a curated record.